This is a messenger RNA of Fraxinus pennsylvanica, 1278 nucleotides long. NCBI's taxonomy places the organism in Eukaryota, Viridiplantae, Streptophyta, Magnoliopsida, Lamiales, Oleaceae. The record is from the annotation of a GenBank genome assembly.
AUGAACUCAGUGGAAACGCUGGUUGCUCAAAUCCAAGGAUUAUCGGGCAGUAUAUCGGAUGUUAAUCAACUCCACAGCCUCUUGAAACAGUCCGAGGAUUUUUUCCAAUCCGAGUCGACCCGCCUCGCUUCUCUACUCACUGAACUCGACCCGUCGAUACACUCCCUCGGUUAUCUUUACAUUCUGGAGGCAUGCACAUCUGCUCCAAUUUCAAAAGAGCAAGCCAGUGAGCUAGUGCUUUCUGUAGCCAGGUUUAUCAAUUUGUGUGCUGCUGAGCAAAUACGUCUGGCGCCUGAUAAAUUUACAUCUGUUUGUAAAAGGUUUAAGGACCAAGUUAUGCUGCUUGAAGAUCCCAUGCGAGGUGUGGCUCCAAUGCUGACAGCUAUUCGGAAGCUGCAAUUGUCCACUGAACACCUAACAACUUUGCACCAAGAUUUUCUUCUUCUUUGUUUGUUGGCAAAGUGCUAUAAAACUGGUCUUUCCAUUUUGGAGGAUGACAUAUUUGAGAUUGAUCAACCUCGGGAUUUUUUUCUCUACUGUUAUUAUGGGGGCAUGAUUUGCAUAGGACAUAAGAAGUUUAGCAAAGCGCUGGAGUUGCUGCACAAUGUUGUGACUGCACCUAUGUCCAUUUUGAAUGCUAUAGCCGUUGAAGCAUACAAAAAAUACAUACUGGUUUCGCUCAUUCAUCUUGGACAGUUCUCUAUCAGUUUUCCGAAGUACACUUCUUCUGUGGCUCAAAGAAAUCUGAAAAACUUCUCUCAGCCGUAUCUUGAAUUGGUGAAUAGUUAUGGUACUGGAAAAAUAUCAGAGCUUGAGACGAGUGUGCAGGCAAACAAUGAGAAGUUUGAAUUUGACCAGAAUCUUGGAUUGGUGAAGCAAGUAGUAUCGUCUAUGUAUAAACGCAAUAUUCAGAGGUUGACUCAGACUUACCUAACACUCUCCCUUCAAGAUAUAGCCAAUACUGUCCAACUUAAUAGCGCAAAGGAAGCUGAGAUGCAUGUACUUCAAAUGAUCCAAGAUGGUGAAAUAUAUGCAACAAUCAACCAGAAGGAUGGAAUGGUUAGAUUCCUAGAGGAUCCUGAACAAUAUAAAACAUGUGAGAUGAUUGAACGAAUUGACUCGUCAAUCCAGAGGAUAAUGAUGCUGUCUAGAAAGCUAACACAUAUGGAUGAACAACUUUCAUGUGACCCGUUGUACUUAGCAAAGGCUGGAAAAGAGCGACAGAGAUUUGACUUUGACGAUUUCGACACGGUUCCUUCUUCCAAAUUCACCAUAUGA